Molecule: messenger RNA, 1167 nt
Organism: Bactrocera latifrons
Lineage: Eukaryota; Metazoa; Arthropoda; Insecta; Diptera; Tephritidae
Product: INO80 complex subunit B
Exons: 2
Coding region: 81-1076 (331 amino acids)
Biological process (GO): chromatin remodeling
Cellular component (GO): Ino80 complex
Source: RefSeq, a predicted model, not a curated record
UGUAAAGAAAUUGUUUACAUUUAUUAAUCCAAAAUAAAGCUAAUUAUUUAUUUGUACAUAUUUAUUAAAAUAACUCUGCAAUGGGAAAACGAGAAGAUCUUAAAGAACACAAACGCAGCAAAAAAACUAAACAUGCCACUGCUUCACCUAAUCUUAAUAAUACUUCAACAUCCUCACCAUCGCUAAAAGAAGAAAUAAUUUACGAUGAUGAAAUGAUCGAUGUAGUUGAUCACGAACAAGAGGUUGCCAACACCACAGCUACAUCAGCUCCCAGCACCCCAACUCCUACACACACUCCAACAAAAGCGAAUAGUAGCAAAAAUGCGUCUAGCAGCAGUAAGAAAUCUGUACCAAAACAACAGACUGCCACUGGUACAACUGCAAGUAGCUCACCACCAGCAUCUGCAACAUCUGGUUCUAACCUCAAUGCAUCAAACAACAAAAAGUCAAAGAAACGACGUGAUAGUAGCACUUCCAGUGAGGAAGAGCGCUGGUUGACGGCGAUUGAGUCCGGCAAGUUAGAAGAAAUGGAUGAUGAACUGAAAAAGAUGAAAGAUCCAAAAUUGAUGACAGCGCGUCAACGCGCAAUGUAUGAACGUAAUACCGAUAAGGAGCCUUCUCCUGGCGGAGAAUUACUUAUGUCUUUACCGACUGGCUAUCGUGAAAAAGAAAAACCACUUACGGCAGAAGAUAUACAAAAAGCUCAGCUAAAAUCACAAAAACGCAAGCAACUUGCAGAUGAGAAACGUGAAAAGGACAAGAAGAAAACCAUGGAACGGUUACUGAAAAAACAGGAGAGUAAACAGCGCAAUGCGACACGUAAUAAAACGACAAAGACUUCUCAACCGAUGAUCAUAUAUCGUAACACAUUAGAUGGCGCCUACAUACAUUUACCGGCUGAACACGAGUUUCCACUGGCAGCACAAGUGCCGAUCUCACCACCCAAAGUACAAUUGUGUGGUAUAACUGGUUGCAAUAAUCCAAAAGUGUAUAAUUGCUCCAAAACAAAUAUGCCGUUAUGCAGCUUUGCAUGUUACCGCAAAAACGUACAAAAUAUUCGACAAAUAAUGUGCUAAUUAUUGUAGUAUAUUUAAUAAUUUAAAUUUAUGUUUUCUAUUACAUUUAGUAUAUAAGCAAUUCCGAAAUUAUUUAAAAUGUUUAUAAGUA